Messenger RNA from Sorghum bicolor (sorghum), 1549 nucleotides. Its product is annotated as fruit protein pKIWI502. Gene Ontology annotation, molecular function: oxidoreductase activity. The record is from RefSeq and is a predicted model, not a curated record. The coding region runs from base 236 to 1087 and encodes 283 amino acids. NCBI's taxonomy places the organism in Eukaryota, Viridiplantae, Streptophyta, Magnoliopsida, Poales, Poaceae. The transcript is spliced from 5 exons.
AACAGCUUUCUGGCCUCGCACAGUCGCACUCCUAAAAUAAAAUAAAAUUAAAAAAAAAACUUUCCGGCCUCGUUGGAGUGCAGCGAGAAUGCGAGAUCCGUGCCGCCGGCACCGUCCCUCCCUCCUCGCCGGCCGGCGCGCCCGUCCCGUCCUGUCCUGUCCUGAGUCCUGACCGCCUGCAGAUCACCUGCACGCCCUGCAGAUUACCGACCACCGCUCGUGGGGACAGCCCUCCAUGCUCCUGCGCUCCGCGCCGCGCCGCCUCCACCUACUCCACCCGCACCACCUCCGGCUCCUCUCCGCCGCUGCGCUCGCCUCCGCGGUCCCGGCCCAGGCCCCAACCGAGUGGGCCGAGGCUCCGCUUGCCUCUGUGCACCCUGCCGCCGACGACGCCUCGCUCUUCCACGUCUCCCUCGACCUCUCCGCGCACCGGGGGCUCCUCGCCUCCCACGCCGCCGCCGGCCAGUUCCUCCCCUUCCGCCUCCCCGCCUCGCCCUACCCCAUCUUCCUCGCCAUCGCAUCCCCUCCUCCUCCACCACAACCCGCGCCCGAGGCCCUAGCGGAGCCAGCCUCCUGCUUCGAGUUCCUCGUCAAGCGCCUCCCGGGAACCCCCUCCGCGCGCCUCUGUGACCUCCACCCCGGCGACCUCGUCCAUGUUGGCGCCAGCGUCGUCGGCGGCGGAUUUGAUGUCGCCAGGAUAGCUGACGCCAGCGACGUCCUCGUCUUCGCCACCGGAUCCGGGAUCAGCCCUAUACGGUCACUUAUUGAGUCAGGUUUUGCUGAAAACAAAAAAACUGACGUAAGCCUCUUUUAUGGGGUUAGAAAUCUUCAGAGGAUGGCAUAUCAGGAAAGGUUUGAUGACUGGGAAUCCAGAGGAGUUAAAAUUGUACCUGUCCUCUCAAGACCAGAUGGUCAAUGGACAGGGGAACGAGGUUAUGUCCAGAAUGUGUUCUCAAGGAUGAAGAAUAUUGUAAACCCUUCAUCAGUGGGAGCAAUUUUGUGUGGGCAUAAACAGAUGACUGAGGAAAUCACAAGAGUUCUUGUUGCUGAUGGUUUGUCAAAAGAUAGAAUCUUAACUAACUUCUGACCAGUAGGACACUGUUCCAUCCCUUUUGGAGGUUGUACCACUUUUUUUGUACUAUGGUCGAGCAGCUAUUCUUUACAGUGGCGCAAGUGCAAAUCGCAACAGGAAGACAGUUGCGUGCUUACAAAUAAGUGCAGUUCAUUCUCCAUGUGACCACAUUGGCUUAUUGCUGUACGCCUGAUGUAAAUCUCACAGGCACUGGCCGUAGUUGAGAUAUGUUUUGUAGCAUCUGAGACAUUAAUCCCUUGUUAGGCACUGAUGUACUCAGAACGGCCCUUUUUGGAGAAAUAAAAAAGGGGUAUAGAUGUAGCAUUAUUUUCCGUUAGUAUAGGUUAAGAUAUAGCGCUGAGUGUGCCUUUUGCAGCGCUGAGAUUUUGGUGUAUAUUGUCAAAAUUUUGAAUUAAUUGAGUGGAGGUUAGUAUAUGGAAUGGAUACAUGAUGUUUAAUUGAUAAGUGUUUGACUUC